AGUGACUCAAAAACAUACGUACAAGGCCUCACAACCCACCUACAGGAGUGGGAAGACAAAGGAUUUAUGGAUAUCAAAAACGCGCGUGAAAUCGAAGCCACAGUAGCGAGCAUGCGGAAAAGGAAGGCACACACAACCCUAAACUGGGUCAAAGGACACUCAGGGAUUGCUGGAAAUGAAAAAGCAGACCAAUUGGCAAAUGAGGGCCGACAAAAACAAACUCAAGAUGAGAUUGAUCUCACAGUGGACAAUGAAUUCCGAGUCUCCGGGAUACGACUAACAAGUGUCACGCAAUCACUAGCAAGUAAAUUCAUCAGACAAAAAAAAAUGAAAUCAGCAGCCUACCGCAAAGCACUGGAUCGACGGGCAACAAACUAUGGGAUAGGCAGAGCAACUGCAAGUGCAACCAACAUCUAUGGACACAACCCAACACCGGAAGCCAUUUGGAAAUCACUGCGACACAAAGACUUUGACAAAAAAAUAAAAUGUUUCCUAUGGAUGCUAACCCACAACGGAUACAAAGUCGGAGAGUUCUGGGAUAACAUACCAGGAUAUGAGCCUCGAGGGAAAUGCAAAGAAUGCAAUGGGCAGCCGGAAACCUUGGAACACAUCCUAGUAGAAUGUACUGCACCCGGGCAAAAGGAAAUAUGGGGACUAGCCAAGCAAACAUGGGAGCGAACCGGACUACAAUGGUCGGACUUACAAUUUGACUUCGGCACCAUACUAUGCUGUGGCCUGGCAGACUUCAAGAACGCCGAAGGAAAAAGAGAAACAGGAAAAUCAAGACUGUUUCGUAUACUAAUCUCAGAAUCGGCAUACCUGAUAUGGAAAAUUAGGAAUGAGAGAGUAAUCAAUGACAAACCACCACUGGCUGGAAUGCAAAUCAUGAAUCGAUGGAGAUGGACAAUAGAAAACAGACUUUGGAUGGAUUGCCUGCUCACCUCGAAAAAAUUCAGAAGGCAUAUGCCGCGGAAGGUGAUAGAAAACACUUGGCAAAAAGUGGUAGAAAAUAAAGAGAUUCUCUCAGAGGUAAUCCGAGAGACCGGGGUUUUAGUGAGUAUACGCAUUGACAUGGGAGUCGGGUAAGGAGUUAUGAUAUAUGUGGUAUGUUAUUUAUUGUCUAUGAAUCCUCUAACCAUCGCAGAUAGAUUGGGAAGGGAAACAGUAGUUGUCAACACGCGGAGUCUCACACAGUGCGCGUACAAGCGCCAGUGCCUAAUGCAUUUCCUCGGGGGGUCACGAAGCUUGGCGCCAUGCCUUGCAGUACCAGCGGCCAGAGGGGGGCGACAUUGUAAAGCCCGCCCGAAGGUAAAUAAACGCUCCAAAAAAAAAAAAAAAAA
Messenger RNA from Lentinula edodes (shiitake mushroom), 1340 nucleotides. RefSeq lists its product as uncharacterized. The transcript has a single exon. The record is from RefSeq and is a predicted model, not a curated record. The coding region runs from base 67 to 1086 and encodes 339 amino acids. Lineage: Eukaryota; Fungi; Basidiomycota; Agaricomycetes; Agaricales; Omphalotaceae. Gene Ontology annotation, molecular function: nucleic acid binding; RNA-DNA hybrid ribonuclease activity.